Molecule: messenger RNA, 8534 nt
Organism: Pyrgilauda ruficollis (rufous-necked snowfinch)
Lineage: Eukaryota; Metazoa; Chordata; Aves; Passeriformes; Passeridae
Gene: ACACB
Product: acetyl-CoA carboxylase beta
Exons: 52
Coding region: 165-7406 (2413 amino acids)
Biological process (GO): fatty acid biosynthetic process
Molecular function (GO): acetyl-CoA carboxylase activity; metal ion binding; ATP binding
Source: RefSeq, a predicted model, not a curated record
GGCCCGUGCUUCCCUUGGGGGCGGCCCUGGCACCGCCCGGGCUCCGGCCCGGGGAGCGGGGAGGGACAGAUGGACACACGGAGGGACCGCUGACACCGGAGUGACCUGGGAGCCCGGCGUGACCGGCGGGGUCGGGCACGGGGCUGGUAGCCAUGGGCCCGUGAAUGCUGCCGGCUGCGCUGCUCCUGCUCGCUGUGCUGCUGCUCGUUUGGGCUAAAAUGUCCAACUCUCGGUGCGAGCAGGAGAAGGAGCCGGAGGAGAGCCCCGCGGGGCUGCCCCCCGCAGCCGGGCCCUCGGCUCAGCCGAGCCCCGCGGGCCGGCAGAGCCCCCCGGGCCGGCAGAGCCCCCCGGGCCGGCAGCCGCCGCCGCGGGCCGGGCGGGCGGGCGCGGAGCAGGAGCAGCUCGCCGUGUACAACCCCGCGGCGCUGCGCCGCCCGGCCCUCGCCAAGUUCGUGCUGGGCUCCUUCGACGACAACUCCUCCGAUGAUGAGCUGAUGGCCACGGCCUUCAGGGUGGGCCGGCGGCGCAGCAGCCUGGCCGGGGUGGCGGGUACCGUCCCCGAGCCCCCCACCGUGAGCGCCCUUCUGGAGCCCAGCGCCGGCAUCAGGCCCAGCAUGUCGGGGCUGAGCCUGGCAAAGAGGAGCCACAGGAAGAUGGACUUGCAGCGGGAUUUUUCCGUUGCCUCCCCAGCCGAGUUCGUCACCCGCUUUGGGGGCAACCGUGUCAUCGAGAAGGUCCUCAUUGCCAACAAUGGCAUUGCUGCUGUGAAGUGCAUGCGCUCCAUCCGCCGCUGGGCCUACGAGAUGUUCCGCAACGAGCGCGCCAUUCGCUUCGUGGUCAUGGUCACCCCCGAGGACCUCAAGGCUAACGCAGAGUACAUCAAGAUGGCAGAUCACUACGUGCCAGUCCCUGGAGGGACAAACAACAACAACUACGCCAACGUGGAGCUGAUCGUGGACAUUUCCAAACGGAUCCCAGUCCAGGCGGUGUGGGCUGGCUGGGGACACGCCUCAGAGAACCACAAGUUGCCAGAGCUGCUGCAGAAAAAUGGGAUAGCUUUCCUAGGUCCCCCCAGUGAUGCCAUGUGGGCGCUGGGGGACAAAGUCGCCUCCACCAUCGUGGCUCAGACCCUGGAGAUCCCCACAUUGCCAUGGAGUGGGAGUGGUCUGGUGGCUCAGUGGUCUGAGGAAGACCAGAAUCAUCAGCAGGCCAUCAGCAUCCCCCUGGAGACGUAUGCACAGGGCUGCGUGAAGGACGUGGAGGAAGGCCUGGAGGUGGCCAUAAGGAUCGGCUACCCCCUGAUGAUCAAGGCAGCAGAAGGUGGCGGGGGAAAAGGCAUCCGAAAAGUGGAGACAGCAGAGGAAUUUAGUGCCUGUUUCCGGCAGGUGCAGGCGGAGGCGCCCGGAUCCCCCAUUUUCCUGAUGCAGCUGGCGCAGCAUGCGAGGCACAUGGAGGUGCAGGUCCUGGCAGAUGAGUACGGCAACGCCAUCUCCCUCUUCAGCCGGGACUGCUCCAUCCAGCGCCGCCACCAGAAGAUCAUCGAGGAGGCACCCGCCACCAUCGCUGCCCCCACUGUCACCGAGAUGAUGGAGAAGUGCGCUGUCCGCCUGGCCCAGAUGGUUGGGUACGUCAGCGCAGGCACCGUGGAGUAUCUGUACGGGGAGGACGGGAGCUUCCACUUCCUGGAGCUGAACCCCCGGCUGCAGGUGGAGCACCCGUGCACGGAGAUGGUGGCGGACGUGAACCUCCCAGCUGCCCAGCUGCAGAUUGCAAUGGGCAUCCCCUUGCACAGGAUAAAAGACAUCCGGGUGCUGUAUGGGGAGAGCCCCUGGGGGGACACCCCCAUCUGCUUCCACAGCCCCUCCAACCCCCCCGUGCCCAGGGGCCAUGUCAUUGCUGCCCGGAUCACCAGCGAGAACCCCGAGGAGGGUUUCAAGCCCAGCUCGGGGACGGUGCAGGAGCUGAACUUCCGCAGCAGCAAGAAUGUCUGGGGGUACUUCAGCGUGGCAGCAGCUGGGGGACUGCAUGAAUUUGCUGAUUCCCAGUUUGGACACUGCUUCUCAUGGGGAGAGAACCGGGAGGAGGCCACCUCGAACAUGGUGGUGGCCCUGAAGGAGCUGUCUAUCCGUGGGGAUUUCCGGACCACGGUGGAGUACCUGAUCAAGCUGCUGGAGACAGAGAGCUUCCAGAACAACGAGAUACACACGGGCUGGCUGGACGACCUGAUUGCUGAGAAAAUGCAGGCAGAGAAGCCAGACACGAUGCUGGGGGUUGUCUGUGGUGCCCUGAACGUGGCAGAUGCUGCUUUCAGAACAUGCAUGACUGACUUCCUGCACACGCUGGAGAGGGGCCAGGUGCUGCCAGCAGCCUCUUUGCUGAACAUUGUCGAUGUGGAGCUCCUCUAUGAGGGAGUGAAGUACAUUCUCCAGGUGGCCCGCCAGUCACUGACCACCUACGUGGUCAUCAUGAACCGCACGCACAUCGAGAUCGACGUGCACCGGCUCAACGAUGGGGGCCUGCUGCUCUCCUACGAUGGCUGCAGCUACACCACCUACAUGAAAGAGGAGAUCGACAGGUACCGGAUCACCAUCGGCAACAAAACGUGCACCUUCGAGAAGGAGAAGGACCCAACAGUGUUGCGCUCGCCCUGCGCGGGGAAGCUGCUGCAGUACAUGGUGGAGGAUGGUGGCCACGUGGACGAGGGGAAGGUUUAUGCAGAGAUCGAGGUGAUGAAGAUCAUCAUGACGCUGGCGGUGGAGGAGGCGGGCCAGCUGCACUACGUCAAGCGGCCGGGAGCGCUGCUGGAGGCCGGCUGUGUCAUUGCCCGCCUCGAACUCGAUGAUCCCUCCAAAGUGAAGCCUGCACAGCCAUUCACAGGGCAGCUCCCAGCCCAGCAGACCCUCCCCAUCACUGGUGAGAAGCAGCACCAGGUUCUACGCAACGUUCUGGACAACCUGACCAAUGUCAUGAACGGCUACUGCCUGCCAGAGCCCUACUUCAAGACCAAGGUGAAGGAAUGGGUGGCACAGCUGAUGAAGACCCUGCGGGACCCUGCCCUUCCCCUGCUGGAGCUGCAGGAGAUCAUGACGAGCAUUUCGGGACGAAUCCCGCUGGCUGUGGAGAAGUCCAUCCGGAAGGUGAUGGCGCAGUACGCCAGCAACAUCACCUCCGUGCUCUGCCGCUUCCCCAGCCAACAGAUUGCCAAUGUGCUGGACACCCACGCAGCCACGCUGCAGAGGAAGGCUGAGCGGGAGGUCUUCUUCAUGAACACACAGAGCCUGGUGCAGCUGGUACAGAGGUACCGCAGCGGCAUCCGGGGCUACAUGAAGGCAGUGGUGCUGGACCUGCUCAGGCGCUACCUGCAAGUGGAGACACAGUUCCAGCAUGGUGAGGGCUUGGGGCUCUCUGGGGGAGCUGCAGGGCUCUCUGGAGGAGCUGCAGGGCUCACCAGACCCUGCCCCACAGCUCACUACGACAAGUGUGUCAUCAGCCUGCGGGAGCAAUGCAAACCCAACAUGACCCCCGUGCUGGAGAGCAUCUUCUCCCAUGCCCAGGUGGCCAAGAAGAACCAGCUGGUGAUCAUGUUAAUUGACCAGCUGUGUAGCCGUGACCCCACGCUGACAGAUGAGCUGACGACCAUCCUCCAUGAGCUGACACAGCUCAGCAAGACCGAGCACUCCAAAGUGGCACUGAGAGCCCGGCAGGUGCUAAUUGCCUCUCACAUGCCCUCCUAUGAGCUGCGGCACAACCAGGUUGAGUCCAUCUUCAUCUCUGCUAUUGACAUGUAUGGACAUGAGUACUGCCCUGAGAACCUGAAGAAACUGAUCCUGUCAGAAACCUCCAUUUUUGAUGUGCUUCCUGUGUUCUUCUACCACACCAACAAGGUGGUGCGCAUGGCAGCGCUGGAGGUGUACGUGCGGCGGGGGUACAUCGCCUAUGAGCUGCACAGCCUGCAGCACCAGCAGCUCUCUGAUGGCACCUGCCUCGUGGAGUUCCAGUUCAUGCUGCCCUCCUCCCACCCCAACAGGGUGUCCGUCCCUAUCAGCAUCUCCAACCCUGACCUGGCCCGGCACAGCACUGAGCUCUUCAUGGACAGCGGCUUCUCCCCCACGAGCCAGAGGAUGGGAGUCAUGGUGGCCUUCCGCAGAUUUGAGGACUUCACAAGGAACUUCGAUGAAGUGAUCUCGUGCUUUGCCAACUCCUCGUCGGACAGCGGGCUCCUCAGUGAUGCACAGGCCACCACCUACGAUGAGGAGGACACCAAGAACAUCCGUGAGGAGCCAAUCCACAUCCUCAACAUCGCGCUCUGCUCAGCUGACCACAUGGAAGAUGAGAAGCUGGUGCCCAUCUUCAGAGCCUUUGCCCAGUCCAAGAAAAAUAUCCUCGUUGAACGUGGUCUCCGGAGAAUCACAUUCCUCAUUGCCCAGCAGAGAGAAUUCCCAAAGUUCUUCACCUUCAGAGCCAGGGACGAGUUCGCAGAGGAUCGGAUCUACCGGCACCUGGAGCCGGCGCUCGCCUUCCAGCUGGAGCUGAGCCGCAUGCGCAACUUCGACCUGAUGGCCAUCCCCUGUGCCAACCACAAGAUGCACCUGUACCUGGGGGCUGCCAAGGUUCAGGCGGGCACCGAGGCCACCGACUACCGCUUCUUCAUCCGCGCCAUCGUGCGCCACUCCGACCUCAUCACCAAGGAGGCUUCCUUCGAGUACCUGCAGAACGAGGGCGAGCGGCUGCUCCUGGAGGCCAUGGAUGAGCUGGAGGUGGCCUUCAACAACACCAUCGUGCGCACUGACUGCAACCACAUCUUCCUCAACUUUGUGCCCACUGUCAUCAUGGACCCGUCCAAGAUCGAGGAGUCGGUGCGCUCCAUGGUGAUGCGCUACGGCAGCCGCCUCUGGAAGCUGCGGGUGCUGCAGGCUGAGGUGAAGAUCAACAUCCGCCUGACACCCACUACCACCACCGCCAUCCCCAUCCGCCUCUUCCUCACCAAUGAGUCUGGAUAUUACCUGGACAUCAGCCUCUACAAGGAAGUGAGGGACCCCAGCACUGGCAGCAUCAUGUUCCAGUCGUAUGGGGACAAGCAGGGGCCGCAGCAUGGGAUGCUCAUCAACACCCCCUAUGUCACCAAGGACCUGCUUCAGGCCAAGCGGUUCCAGGCACAGUCCUUGGGCACCACCUACGUAUAUGACUUCCCAGAGAUGAUCAGGCAGGCUCUCUUCAAGCUGUGGGGCUCCUCGGACCUGUAUCCCAAGGACAUCUUGACCUACACUGAGCUGGUCCUGGACUCUCAGGGGCACCUUGUGCAGAUGAACAGGGUCCCUGGAGGGAAUGAGGUGGGGAUGGUUGCUUUCAAAAUGAAGCUGAAGACCCCCGAGUACCCCAAAGGCCGGGACAUUGUGCUCAUCUGCAACGACAUCACACACAAGAUUGGCUCCUUUGGGCCUGAGGAGGACCUGGUGUUCCUGAGGGCCUCGGAGCUGGCACGGGCUGAGGGCAUCCCCCGCAUCUACAUCGCUGCCAACAGCGGUGCCCGCAUCGGCUUCGCUGACGAGAUCAAGCACAUGUUCCAGGUGGCCUGGUUGGACCCAGCUGAGCCCUACAAGGGGUUCAGGUACCUGUACCUGACUCCCCAGGACUACACGAGGAUCAGCGCCAUGAACUCGGUGCGCUGUGAGCAUGUGGAGGAAGGUGGAGAGUCCAGGUAUGUCCUGCUGGACAUCAUUGGGAAGGACAAUGGAUUUGGGGUGGAAAACCUGAGAGCUGCUGGUACCAUUGCUGGGGAGUCCUCCCGUGCCUAUGAUGAAAUAGUGACCAUCAGCAUGGUGACCUGUCGUGCCAUCGGGAUCGGUGCCUACCUGGUGAGGCUGGGCCAGCGUGUCAUCCAGGUGGAGAACUCCCACAUCAUCCUCACGGGUGUCACGGCUCUCAACAAGGUGCUGGGACGGGAGGUUUACACAUCCAACAACCAGCUGGGAGGAGUGCAGAUCAUGCACAACAAUGGCGUUUCCCAUGUCACUGUCCCAGAUGACUUUGAGGGGGUCUACACCAUCCUGCAGUGGCUCUCAUACAUACCCAAGGAUAACCAGAGCCCAGUACCUGUCACUGCCAUAAGUGACCCCGUUGAAAGAGAAAUUGAUUUUGUUCCUUCCAAAGUCCCCUAUGACCCCAGGUGGAUGCUGGCAGGGAGACCCCAUCCAACUCUCAAAGGGACCUGGCAGAGUGGCUUCUUCGACCAGGGCAGCUUCAUGGAGAUCAUGAAGCCGUGGGCUCAGACCGUGGUGGUCGGCAGAGCGAGGCUGGGAGGUCUCCCCGUGGGCGUCAUUGCUGUUGAGACCCGCACUGUGGAGGUGACAAUACCCGCUGACCCUGCCAACCUGGACUCAGAGGCAAAGAUAAUCCAGCAGGCUGGACAGGUCUGGUUCCCAGACUCUGCUUUUAAAACAGCCCAGGCCAUUCGGGACUUCAACCGGGAACACCUCCCACUGAUGAUCUUUGCCAACUGGAGAGGCUUCUCCAGCGGCAUGAAAGACAUGUACGACCAGAUGCUGAAGUUCGGUGCCUUUAUCGUGGACAGCCUGCGGGACUUCAAGCAGCCUGUCCUGGUGUACAUCCCCCCUCACGCCGAGCUGCGCGGCGGCUCCUGGGUGGUCAUCGACUCCACCAUCAACCCCCUGCACGUGGAGCUCUACGCUGACAAGGAGAGCAGGGGAGGCAUUUUGGAGCCUGGAGGAACAGUGGAGAUUAAGUUCAGAAAGAAGGAUUUGGUGAAGACCAUGAGAAGGAUCGAUACAGUUUAUGCUGGGAUUGUUGAACAGUUGGGGUCCCCCGAGCUGUCGGAGGCGCAGCGCAAGCAGCUGGAGAAGCAGCAGAAGGCGCGGGAGGAGCUGCUGCUGCCCGUGUACCACCAGGUGGCCGUGCGCUUCGCAGACCUGCACGACACCCCGGGCCGCAUGCAGGAGAAAGGGGUCAUCACGGACAUCCUGGAGUGGAAGAGCGCCCGCUCCUUCCUCUACUGGAGGCUGCGGCGGCUGCUGCUGGAGGAGAUGGUGAAGGGGGAGGUGCUGAAGGCCAACAGCGAGCUCAGCCACAUCCACAUCCAGUCCAUGCUGCGGCGCUGGUUCAUGGAGACGGAAGGAGCUGAGAAGGGCUACCUCUGGGACAACAACCAGGUGGUGGUGGAGUGGCUGGAGAAGCACAUGCAGGAGGAGGAUGGCACCCAGUCAGCCAUCAGGGAGAACAUCAAGUACCUGAAGCGGGACUACAUCCUCAAGCACAUCCGGAGCUUGCUCCAGGCCAACCCCGAGCUGACCAUGGACUGCAUCGUGCAGAUGGCUCAGCACAUCACUGGGCCACAGAAGGCCCAGGUCGCCCAUCUCCUGUCCAGGGUGGACACUGAUGACCCCUCCUGAGCUGGGCAAUCACCAUGGGGUAGGAGAAGCUCCAGGACACAGCCAGACCUCACCUGCCACCUGGUUCCUCAGCCCUUGAACUGAAGCCUUGGACUCUUGCUCAUGUGCCUAAAUAAAGGACACCAGUGCUUUUAAGUAUUUUAAGCUGUGGAGAUGGUCUUGCCAUCCAUGCAGAAUUCCCUCUGGCACUGGGGGUGCUGCCAGAGGGGCAGCUUGGCAGAAGAUGAACUUGUCCCAAGCCAAGCCUGGAAUCUGGACCUGGUGCAGAAUUUGGUUUUUAAAAGAAUCCAAAAUAUUUUCCUGUUUUAAUUGCCAGCCCUUGGUCUUUCAAACAAGCACCAGGUCAGACACAUCUCAUGAGACUGGAACAGAGCUGGAGGCACAGACCCCUGGUCAGGGCCAGUGUCCAGCUGGCUGGGUUCAAGCUGACCAGGCACCAAGACCAGGAAAUGAGAAGCAGCCUCCAAGUGAUGCUUUAUAAACUGUGAGGAGCAAUUUCUGUCAUCCUUCCCCUUGCUGUGGGGCAAAGAGUAGAUGUGGCUAGGAGCAGCUGAUGGUCCAGGAAAGACCUAAGUGAGCUAAUCUGGGAGCUACUCCUGUGGGAAUGUCCAAGGAUCCACCAGGCUUUGGCUGACCUGGCUGUGCCUCUCACCCAUCUUGUGUCUUUUCUGGCUCCUGAAGAGCAUGGAGAGGAGGGAGGAUGGCUCCAGCUUCUCCUGCCCCAGUGACCUAAUUCCUCCUUGGAAGCAGCAGAGCCAGGGGAAGCUGUCACCUGCUGGGACCUGUACCUGCUGCUCAGGUAGCCUUUGAUCAUCUUCAUCGUGGAGGGGAAAUUUGAAGUUUUCCAGUGCCUCUGGCUGUGUCAUUUCCCGAGCACAGAUUUACCUUGGGCUCAAAAGGAGGAGGUGGGAUGGCAAUGGAAGGUGGGACACCUGGCUCAAGUGCAGUGCUGGUAUUGCCCCGGGGUGAAGGUGUUGGACACCUCCUGGGGCUGGGCUGGGGGAUCCCACAGAGUCUGUAGGAGGUCUCCCUGUCCUGGGGUGGGGAUGGGAAGGGUCUUGUGAGUCAAUUCCUGGCUGGAAGGUGUCACUGCUGACAGGCAAUAAAGUGAGCUCAGCUCCUAGGGAA